AUGGACGAGGGUUUCGGAAAUCGAACAUUCAUAGUGUCAACAUAUCAUUGUCCGCCUUUUGUGAUGUAUGAUCCAGCGCAAGGAACAUUUCAGGGGUUGACCGUAGAUCUACUCAACAUCCUAGAGCCAAUCCUCCAGGCAAAGUUCAAGUUCACCAUCAACAAAGACGACACAGAGUCGAUAGAUACAGCGCUGAAAGCCGUCAGCACUGGAGAGCUUGUCAUCUCGAUGCCCGACGCUCCGCCCAACCUCUGGCAGUUCUUCACCCCGUUCAGCAACACUCUAUGGACCGGAGUUGUUCUCGAGAUGUUCAUCGUCGCCAUUGACGUGGUGCCGGGCUGGGUUUGGGGGCUUCUGGACGCGUUCUACUGGUCCAUCACUGUCCUCCUUCAGAUUGUGGACAAGUCUCCCCGGACAUGGGGGGCGAAGAUGCUAAUGAUGGCGCACGGAUGGUUCAUGUUGAUCGUGGUGGCGAGUUACACCGGCUGGACUGACAUCACUGCAAGCCAAGGAGCAUACAAGCUUUCACUUCCAUUUGGAGGGGCGACGAUGGAUUUCAUCUUGAACGAGGAGCUCAUGAACAACUACGUCUUCAAUAUCAGCUGGACCUCCAGCUGGCCUGAAGCUUUUGACCUCCUUCUGCGUAAGAAGGUACAAGCGACCCUGCAUGACGAGGCUCUCGCGCAAUACUACCUGCAGGAAGCCUCCUUGUUGAGGUGGGGAAAACGUUCAACAGCUUUGGGUGAUCUUGACGAGUUUGCGGGGGUUGUGGAGAAGCUGGAUUGA
Messenger RNA from Guillardia theta CCMP2712, 786 nucleotides. RefSeq lists its product as hypothetical. The transcript is spliced from 15 exons. The record is from RefSeq and is a predicted model, not a curated record. The coding region runs from base 1 to 786 and encodes 261 amino acids. Lineage: Eukaryota; Cryptophyceae; Pyrenomonadales; Geminigeraceae.